GUAAAGCAUAUACACACCAGAGACCAUCGAUGCCAUGGAGCAGGGUGACAACAAGAUACCAAGACGCGAAGCUAUUGACAAUCCUUCAGCUUAAGAUCGUGGGCCGUCCUUCGCGCAUCUUGCAGUAAGAAUACACCCACAAGAACCAUACAGAGACAUACGACAAUGAAGUGGUAUCAGAUCGCCGCUCUCGCAGUGCCUGCUCAGGCCGCACUACGCUUCGGAUGCUCAACCUUGAGCAUCCAACGGCUUGACCCGCUGGUUGAGCCAGGCAAACUUCCUUCAGCUCACGUUCAUCAAAUUGUUGGUGGAAACGCGUUCAACGCGACCAUGAAGGAAGAUCCAUCCACUCUAGCCACCUGCACGACGUGCACAUUCUCCGAGGACUUCAGCAACUACUGGACUGCGGCGAUGUUCUUCAAACACACAAACGGCUCGUACAAACGCGUACCUAUCAUGCAGAACGCGGCCUUGCCUAACGGCAUCAACGGCGGAAUGACCAUCUACUAUACACAGCAAGACUUCAACACGAAUGGUAACCAGAAGAUUACCGCGUUUCCCAAGGGUUUCCGAAUGACUGUAGGUUCGCCUACAACCAAUACGGUAGAAGAUGCCAAGAAGCACCCAGGGCUUCGGUUCGUAUGUUUGCAAGACAAGAACACCCGCUUUCCCGAGAGCCCAGACUUCCCGCCCAAGGCCUGCAAAGGUGGCAUCAUGACCGUGCAUCACUUUCCCUCUUGCUGGGACGGCAAGAACGUCGACUCGCCCAACCACCAAGAUCACAUGUACAACACAGCUAAGGAAGCCUUCGCUGUCGCCGGCGCAUGCCCAUCUUCGCACCCAGUCCGCAUGCCACAGGUUGCCUACGAGACACUCUGGGAUACCACACAGUUCAGUAACAUGUGGCCCAAGGACGGCUCCAAUCCCUUCUUCCUUUCUUACAACGACAACAAGGGCUACGGUACCCAUGCGGAUUACCUCUUUGGCUGGAAGGACGACAGUCUGCAGAAGGCUAUGGACAACAAUUGCAUGUUCCAAGCUUGCGAGAAUGGAAGGCCUUUGAAGAGCCAGAAUGUUCAGGCCAUGAACCAAUGCCAAGUCAAGAGCGCUAUCAAGGAGAACAUAGAUGGCUGGCUUGACCAUAUGCCCGGUAUGGCAAUGUAGGCGAGUGGUAAGGGGAAAUACGAGUCAAGGCGCUCGUACCUUCGGCGAUACCAAAUUGUGAUCUACUUCAUCUGCAGACUUCGUAUCUACACAAAUU
Messenger RNA from Alternaria rosae, 1261 nucleotides. RefSeq lists its product as uncharacterized. The record is from RefSeq and is a predicted model, not a curated record. Lineage: Eukaryota; Fungi; Ascomycota; Dothideomycetes; Pleosporales; Pleosporaceae. The transcript has 7 exons. The coding region runs from base 166 to 1164 and encodes 332 amino acids.